This is a messenger RNA of Lodderomyces margitis, 1461 nucleotides long. RefSeq names its product kinetochore-associated Ndc80 complex subunit (gene NUF2). Gene Ontology annotation, cellular component: kinetochore; Ndc80 complex. Gene Ontology annotation, biological process: meiotic chromosome segregation; attachment of mitotic spindle microtubules to kinetochore; kinetochore organization. The record is from RefSeq and is a predicted model, not a curated record. The transcript has a single exon. Lineage: Eukaryota; Fungi; Ascomycota; Pichiomycetes; Serinales; Debaryomycetaceae. Bases 1 to 1461 code for a protein of 486 amino acids. Gene Ontology annotation, molecular function: protein-containing complex binding.
AUGAGAAGACAAAGCACGAUAAGUACACCAGCAAGAGGUGUGAGGCCAGUUAGGAAAGAUGCAUUUCCAUAUUUAGAUACACGUGAGAUAACAUCGUGCUUGUUGGAGUGCGAUUUCAAUGUCACCUUAGAGCUUGUUGCAAAACCAACCAGCGACUUCAUAAUCAGAUUGUAUACACACUUCCUUGAAACAUUCAUGGGUAUUGACGAUCUAGAAGAGAGAGCGAGGGAGCAAACACGAAGAAGAUUGGCAGUCCUCAAGAGUAGGGACGAGGAUGCGUCUGAGGAAACGGCUGAGCAAAAUGGUGGAGCACAGAUAGAGGAGUUUGACAUUGAACCAACACCAACAGACAUGAUCGUCACAUUAUUUAGGUGCUGUCGAAAGUUUUUCCAAAAUAUAGGAGUUGCUGAUCUCACACUCUUAGAUUUGACACGUCCAGAAGCAUUGAGUACGAAGAGAUUGCUAAGUGCGGUUGUCAACUAUCUACGGUUCCGAGAAAACAUAUCUUCUGAGUACGAGGGCUUGGCCGAGGAAGCCGAUGCUACAACAACUCGAAUUCAGCAAUUGCAAGAGGAGAAUGAAGCACGUGUUACACAGAUAAAUGACUUGCAAAGGAAGUUGAGAUAUGAAGAUGAUGGACGCAGUGAUGUACCUAGACACGAGAUACAGCAUGUUUAUAAUUACAACAGGAAGUUGGAGUCGAAACUUCGCCAGCUAAAGUCAACACAAGAAAAGUUGACCAGGCAGCAUGAUGACUACAAAAAUGAGAAGAGAUCGCUUGCUAAAGAACUUUACGAUAUUGGUUUCCUCUGCGACGAAACCACUGGUGAGAUUGAAAAUUUAAAGAGUUUCAAAGAGAUUGACAUUGGCCAAUUGACUACCAUUGUAAGCGACUUAGACAAGGAAGCUGAGGGGUUGAUCAGGACUUGUACAACCUUUGAGAAACAAUAUAAAAACUUGGGCCAAACUCUUACUUCUUUACAGGUGAAUGAAUUAAGCAUCAACAAUUUGAUUAGAGUAGCCGAGGAAAUCUCAAAGCUGUUGACAAAAGAUGAGAGUGACGCUUACAAUAUACGCCAGCAUAGUGAUAAAUUGCAAAAUAUUACCCGAGAGUCUAACGACUUGGCGAAACAAAUCCAAACGAGAUCCGAUCAGUUGGCCAAAUAUGAAAAGAAGUACCGUGAUUUAGAAGAUCAGUAUGCAAAAAAGCAUGAAACGUUGAACAAAAAGUUGAAAGAAACAAACGAAGCGUUGGAUGAGGUAAUGCGGCUUGAAUCAGAACGUAACGACGAGAACUCGCGAACAAAUAAGUUGAUAGUGAAAAUUAGACAAGAAACCCAUGAUAUUGUCAGCAACUUUGAAAAAGAUGUCAAAUCAAGAGAGGCGCAAUUGAAUCAAUUGCAAAAUAUACUAACAUCUUAUAUGGAACGUUUGUCAAAGACUUUCUCUAGCAAGUAUUGA